GCAGACUUGCGUGCCCGCCACGCGCUUACUGUCAGUGAGUACGCAACACGGUCAUGGCUUUCAUUACGCGCCAGUUCGUAAGAUCUCUCUCAUCAUCUGCUUCUAGACAAGCAGCGAUUAAACAUGUCACUAUUAUCGGGGGUGGACUUAUGGGUGCAGGUAUUGCACAGGUCGCUGCAACCACAGGGCAUUCAGUGGUGCUGGUUGACAUGUCUGAGGACAUUUUGAAGAAAUCCGUUAAGGUCAUAGAAAACAGCUUAAAAAGAGUGGCCAAGAAGAAAUUUGCAGAAAAACCGGAGGAUGGCGAGGCGUUCAUUCAGAAAGUUCUGAAAAAUUGUUCUACGAGUACAGAUGCUGCGUCUGUAGUCCAGAGCACUGAUCUUGUGGUGGAGGCCAUUGUGGAAAACCUCAAAGUCAAACAGGGUCUCUUUGGAUCUCUGGACAAAGUGGCUUCAGAGCAUACCAUCUUUACAAGCAACACAUCCUCCUUGCCAAUCGCAGACAUCGCCAGCUCCACAACUAGAUUAGAUCGUUUUGGCGGCCUUCAUUUUUUCAACCCCGUCCCAAUGAUGAAGCUGGUCGAGGUGAUCAAGACCCCAUCAACAAGCCAAAAGACUUUUGACACACUCCUUGAAUUCAGCAAAGCUUUGGGGAAACAACCUGUAUCGUGUAAAGACACUCCAGGUUUUAUAGUGAAUCGCCUGCUGGUUCCUUACAUGAUGGAAGCUAUUCGACUGCAUGAAAGAGGUCACGGCUCCAAAGAAGACAUUGAUGUGGCCAUGAAGCUUGGUGCUGGUUAUCCUAUGGGUCCAUUUGAACUUCUGGACUAUGUUGGAUUGGACACUUCAAAGUUUAUUAUUGAUGGUUGGCAUGCGAUGGAUCCUGAUAACCCCCUGUUUGCCCCUAGCCCCAUGCUUAACAAACUGGUGGCAGAGGGCAAAUUGGGCAAGAAAACCGGUGAGGGAUUCUACAAGCACAAAUAAUGGAAGUGAAGAUUACUAGUUUUGCAUACUUCAACCAGAGAACAAAUGUCUAGUCGAUGACCGACUGGACUGAACUAAAAAGCCAAGAGUUUGAUUAAUAAACUGCAAAUGAAUUUGAAUGUAUAAAACCUAGAUAAAGUGAUUGGAUGUCACACUACAUCUAGUGCCUUGCUAUGAUUGUUAAAACUUUCAAUCCAUUGAUAUUAAAUGUCUGUUUAAGUAAUAUUGUGGCAUUAAAAUAUAUUUAAUAUGUCUUUUCAA
This is a messenger RNA of Myxocyprinus asiaticus (Chinese sucker), 1244 nucleotides long. RefSeq names its product hydroxyacyl-CoA dehydrogenase (gene hadh). Gene Ontology annotation, cellular component: mitochondrion. The record is from RefSeq and is a predicted model, not a curated record. Lineage: Eukaryota; Metazoa; Chordata; Actinopteri; Cypriniformes; Catostomidae. Gene Ontology annotation, biological process: fatty acid beta-oxidation. Gene Ontology annotation, molecular function: NAD+ binding; (3S)-3-hydroxyacyl-CoA dehydrogenase (NAD+) activity. The coding region runs from base 54 to 983 and encodes 309 amino acids. The transcript has 8 exons.